Molecule: messenger RNA, 1577 nt
Organism: Seriola dumerili (greater amberjack)
Lineage: Eukaryota; Metazoa; Chordata; Actinopteri; Carangiformes; Carangidae
Gene: sucnr1
Product: succinate receptor 1
Exons: 3
Coding region: 120-1073 (317 amino acids)
Biological process (GO): G protein-coupled receptor signaling pathway
Cellular component (GO): plasma membrane
Molecular function (GO): G protein-coupled receptor activity
Source: RefSeq, a predicted model, not a curated record
UUUUGCCUGAAACUAGCCAUAUUCUUCCACUCUUCUGAUAUUUGUACAGAUAGUGGCUGCACCUGUUCAUGGUCUCACUCUCCAUUCACGCUAACGGCAACUACUAGAACAACUACACAAUGGUGUUCAACUGUACAAUGAUAGAUGUCAUGCUAGAGAGAUACUAUCUGUCACCAUUUUAUGCGAUUGAGUUCUGCAUUGGUUUCCCUGGCAACCUUUUGGUUGUACUUGGUUACAUAUUUUGUUUACCAAACUGGCAGAGCUGCAAUAUUUACCUCUUCAGCCUGGCAGUGUCCGACCUUAUUUUCCUCUGUACAUUGCCACGCCUCUCCUACCUCUAUGCAAAUGACCAAUCGGAAACCAAUCCUUUUGCUUGUGUUAUCAACCGCUACGUCCUGCAUGUCAAUCUUUACUCCUCCAUCCUCUUUAUGGUUUGGCUUUGCAUGGAUCGCUUCCUGCUAAUUAAACAUCCAACACGGAACAACUACCUGCUGAAGAAACGGACAGCCCUGAUUGUGACAGGGCUAAGCUGGCUAGCUGUCAAUAUGGAAGUUGCUCCAAUGAUAGUACUGAUGGUUCAAGACUUAAAGAGUGGAAACUGGAGUCUCUGCAAGGAUUUUGCCAGCCUAAAAGGAGAUGUUGAUGUAUUAGGUUACAGCCUGGGGCUAACCUUGACUGGUUACAUUGUUCCUCUGUUUGCACUUUGUAGUUUCUCUUACAAAAUUGCACAUCUGCUCCAUGCCCAAGAAAGGGCUCUACAGCGCAGGACAACAUCAUACAGGCGGCCUCUCAGAGUUGUUGCGUCAGCCGCAGCCAUAUUUCUGGUUCUCUACACUCCCUACCAUGUGAUGAGAAAUAUCACAAUAGCAUCUCGGCAUGCCUCGGCAGGACUUAAUCAAUGUACAAAGAUGUACAUACAGGGCAUGUACAUCUUGACUCGACCCUUGGCUUUCAUGCACAGUGUCAUCAACCCUGUCUUCUAUUUCUUCAUGGGUGACAAGUUCAGAGAGCUCCUGUUCACUAAGCUCAGAAAGCUGGUCAGAAAGACAGAGCAGCAAAGACAACCAGCCUGACACAAUUCAACACAACAUCCCUGCAUAUGCCUACACGAAAAGAGACACACAUCAACAUAGUACAUCCACACAUUUAUAUCAGUGCUGCCCUUACAUAAUGUAUUUUGUUAAACGUUUUGUUGAUAUGCUUUCCCUUACUUUGGUGUUUUUAAUUUUUUAAUAUAUUAAUUGAUAUAAUGUUCAGCCUAUAUGUUAUUUUCAAACUGUCUGGUAUUUUUAAGACUGUAUGAGAUCUUUGUUCUUGUAUGUACAUAUUUAUCAUGCCUGUUAUUAAUGUGGAAACUUUAUUGCAGUGACCACACAUUUCAUUGCUUAUUAUCUGGAAACAAAACAUAUCAACAUAACCAUAAAGAGGAACUGAGGCAAAGUUACAUUUCAUGUUGACAAAGUAAACUAACUAGUAAAAUAACUUGAUACAUUUAGAGGCUAUUUUUAUAUUAAUGCUCUGUUUAAGUAUAUACCUGUAUCUUCACUUAGGUUGCUGUUUUUAUUUGUAUUUGUUGA